Molecule: messenger RNA, 681 nt
Organism: Miniopterus natalensis
Lineage: Eukaryota; Metazoa; Chordata; Mammalia; Chiroptera; Miniopteridae
Source: RefSeq, a predicted model, not a curated record
AUGGGAGUGAGGGGCGUGCGGGCCGCCCUGUGGGGCGCCGCUCUGCUCUGCGUGCUGGGCCUGGGCCAGCACUCCCCUGGGGCCCGGAGCUGCGGCCCCGGCUGCGUUCUGCGGGGCACCGGGGAGGGUGCACGCUGCUGUGGCUCCUGCGUCUCAGAGGCCUGUCCGAAGGGGAACUGCACGUGUGUCGAGCCCGGGUUCCACUGUGCGGACCCAGAGUGUAAGACCUGCAAACGCCACCCCUGCCUGGCCGGCCAGGAGGUGAAGGCCCACGGGGAGUUCACCUUCGGCUUCGAGUGUGUCGACUGCGCUGCAGGGACCUUCUCUGGGGGCAGCAGGGGCUGCUGUAAACCUUGGGCAGACUGCUCCCAGCCGGGGUUUCGCACCGUGUUCCCUGGGAACAAGACGCACAACGCCGUGUGCGGCCCGGCGCUGCUGCCCACUGAGCCCCGCCUCCCCCUGACCCUCCUCCUCCCCGUGGCCACCUGCACCCUCGUCCUGGCUGUGGUCCAGCUCAGCCUGCACAUCUGGCAGCUGAGGAGGCAGCGAGUGUGCUCCCCAGAGACCCAGCUGCUCCUGGAGGCACCGCCCCCAGCCGAGGACGCCUGCAGCUGCCAGUUCCCCGAGGAGGAGCGGGGGGAGCAGCCGUCGGAGGACAAGGGCCAGCUGGGGAACCUGUGA